Messenger RNA from Sphaeramia orbicularis (orbiculate cardinalfish), 7249 nucleotides. It is a transcript of the gene nr3c2, whose product is annotated as nuclear receptor subfamily 3, group C, member 2. The coding region runs from base 443 to 3430 and encodes 995 amino acids. Gene Ontology annotation, molecular function: zinc ion binding; sequence-specific DNA binding; DNA-binding transcription factor activity. The record is from RefSeq and is a predicted model, not a curated record. NCBI's taxonomy places the organism in Eukaryota, Metazoa, Chordata, Actinopteri, Kurtiformes, Apogonidae. Gene Ontology annotation, biological process: regulation of DNA-templated transcription. The transcript is spliced from 10 exons.
UGUGUUGCACUCGUUGCAGUAGGAGGGUCCAUGUGCACAGAAUGACGUUGCUCUGACUACAAGUCCGACUCCGUUUGUUUUUAUUACUCUUUUUUUUUUAAAUCUAGGGCCCGCUCUCGGUAAUGUGUCAAAUUGCGGUCAGAAUGUGAGCGGAUCCGCCGCUGUGGUCCGACCCGUGGCUGUAGUGCGUCCUGUCAGCGGCAGCGGCUGUGUGCGCUGUGGAGGAUUACUACAAGAGUGAGAAUACGCAGUAGACUUCAGUGUGUGUCGACCUGUCAAACUGCAAACUAUGAACUGCGAAGAGUAGAUUGACAGACAUUUGUUGAUAUUUAUUGACUUUGCUUUGCGUGUCUUUUUUUGUCCUCUGGAUUAUCGCUGCCCAGCAACAACCGCCACCUGACAACUCUGAAUGUCGUAAUUAAGAUGAAUCAAUGAACCAGCGAUGGAGACCAAAAGAUACCAAAGUUUAUUUGACGGAAGUGAUACAGAGAACAAAUGGUCUCAGGUUCCUAGUACCAUGGAGUACAGCUGCAGUACAGAGGAUUCCAGUCUGAGUGGCGGGGACAUCCUGAUGGACAUUGUCAACGUCAGCUGCCCUGCUGGAAGCCCAGCUCCUGAUGGCAAAGGCAACAAUGUAAAGAAGCAGGAGCAGCCAAUGCAUCGGCUCGGCCAGAACCAGCCAUUUGUUCUCCCACACUUCAACAACUCUCUUCAUGGUCAUAAGCAGGAAAUGGACUCUAAGGAGCUUUCCAAGACUGUGGCUGAGUCCAUGGGCCUUUAUAUGAAUGCUGCCAGGGAGGCAGAUUUUGCUUUUAACCAGCAUGGGAGUAGUACCAGCCCUGGGAAAAUGUAUCCGGUGUGUGGACGUACUCUAGAAGAGAACCAGUGUGGUUCCACAAAAAGCUCUAAGUUAAAGCCAUUUGGCUUCCAGCAGCCCAGCACCACCCCCAGAGAAUGCACCGCUGGGACUCCAGUUAGUUCAGCGUCCAUGCUGGCCUCGUCCCUGUCCUGCAGUCCGCAGACCUCCAGCUCCAUCUCCAGUCCAGGUGGCAGCAACAACAUGGUGUCAUCUACCACAAGUCCCCCCACAUGUUUCGGACCACCGUGUUCAUCAGUCAGUAGUCCUGUCAGCCAGACAUCGUGUGCUCAAACUGGGGCCAACAUCAAACGCAGGAAUUCAGCCACAUGUAGCCCUGUAGAGUCCAGCACCGUGGGCUCUCCGCCACUAACCAGCCCACUCAACGUGAUGAGGUCCCCCAUGUCCAGCCCUCAGAGUAUGGGCAGCGUGAGAUCACCUCCGUCCUGCAGCACUACGUGUAACAUUAGGUCAUCUGUCUCCAGCCCCACAGGUGGCAGUUGCACCAGCACUGGCAACAACGGCAACACAGUAAGGCACCCAAUCUCCAGUCCGGCCACAGGGGGCACCAUGGCUGUCAGCAGCCCCCAGAACCCCUCCUCUGGUGGCUUUCCUGUGUCAAGUCCGGUUGGUGGACUGGGUUUGGUGCAGAAUGACACCAACAGUCCAGAAGCAGCAGGUCUAACUAGAGACCUUGACUUCAAGAACUUUGAGUUUCCAAAAGUAGAGAUGGUUGACGGUGAAGUAUUCAACGUCGGCUUAGACCAGAUGGGCAUGGUUAAGUACAUUAAGAACGAGCCGGGAACUGACUUCAGGAGCAUGUGUCUAGGAAGCUCCAAGUGUAACACAAGUAGCACACCCUUUAUCACACAGAUUAAGAGUGAGCCAAACAAAAAUGAGGGAUGUAUGAAUCAACAGCCCUACGGUGAACAGUCACCAUCUCUUGGUCUCUUUCCUGCAUCUGAGACCACCUAUUUGUCCCUAAGGAAUAACAUUGAUGAAUACAGUCUUUCUGGAAUCUUAGGACCCCCUGUCUCCUCCAUGAAUGGGAACUAUGAGUCCGAUGUGUUCUCCAACAAUGUCCUGUCCAAAGGGGUUAAGCAGGAGUCCAAUGAUGGCAGCUAUUACCAAGAGAAUAACAGCAUGCCCACAUCGGCCAUUGUUGGAGUUAAUUCCGGUGGACACUCAUUCCAUUACCAGAUUGGAGCGCAAGGAACAAUGUCUUUCACGCGGCAUGAUGUGAGGGACCAAUCCAACCCUUUGUUGAAUCUAAUUUCUCCUGUGACAGCGUUAAUGGAGUCGUGGAAAACUCGGCCAGGCAUGUCACAGGGGUCACUGUCAGCCAGAGGUGAGGGUUACCCGGGUCAGAACUGCAUCACGGACAGCAUGACCAGCUCGCCAUUGAGACAGCCGUCCUCAACGGCCAAAGUGUGUCUGGUAUGUGGAGAUGAGGCGUCGGGAUGUCACUACGGGGUUGUGACGUGUGGAAGCUGCAAAGUCUUUUUCAAAAGAGCGGUCGAAGGUCAGCACAACUACCUGUGUGCCGGGAGAAAUGACUGUAUCAUUGACAAGAUCCGAAGGAAAAACUGUCCGGCAUGUCGCGUACGGAAGUGUCUCCAGGCCGGGAUGAACCUCGGAGCACGAAAAUCCAAGAAGUUGGGGAAGCUGAAGGGAGUCAGCGAGGACCUGCAGAGCUCUAAGGACGGCCAGACCGCCACCGGGGGCGUUGGAAGCGGAUACCUGUGCUCAGAGAAGGAGCUGAACGCCAGUGCUGCCAAUGCCCUGGUGCCCCACGGGCCUGGGGUGGUCACACCUUUUCUGCCGCCGUCCAUCUGCAGCGUGUUGGAGCUGAUCGAGCCUGAAGAGGUGUACUCUGGCUACGACAACACGCAGCCUGACACCACUGACCACCUGCUGUCCAGUCUCAACCGCCUGGCCGGAAAGCAGAUGGUACGCAUGGUGAAGUGGGCCAAAGUACUUCCAGGUUUCCGGGGUCUGCCCAUUGAGGACCAAAUCACCCUGAUCCAGUACUCAUGGAUGUGUCUGUCCUCCUUUUGCCUUAGCUGGCGCUCCUACAAACACACCAAUGGACAGAUGCUCUACUUCGCCCCUGACCUCAUCUUCAACGAGGAGCGCAUGCAGCAGUCAGCCAUGUACGACCUGUGUCUGGGCAUGAGGCAGGUCAGCCAGGAGUUUGUACGGCUGCAGCUAACCUACGACGAGUUCCUCUCCAUGAAGGUGUUGCUGCUCCUCAGCACAGUUCCCAAAGAGGGUCUGAAGAACCAGGCGGCAUUCGAGGAGAUGAGGGUAAAUUACAUUAAGGAGCUGCGGCGUUCAGUGGGAAAAGCAACUAACAACUCUGGCCAAACCUGGCAGCGCUUCUUCCAGCUCACCAAGCUACUGGACGCUAUGCAUGAUCUGGUUGGGAAUCUCCUGGACUUCUGUUUCUACACCUUUCGAGAAUCACAGUCACUGAAGGUGGAGUUCCCCGAAAUGUUGGUGGAGAUCAUCAGCGACCAGAUACCAAAGGUGGAGUCAGGCCUCACUCACACACUCUACUUCCACAAGAAGUGACUCAAUGAACAGCUGGGACAGAAGCAGCAUUAAGAAACUGGAACAAGAAGAAGAAGAGGAAGAGGAGGAGGUUCAAAGGAAGAAAGGAGAAGUGCAAGGACGGCCUGCCACCAGUUGGCACCCUGCACCCUGUCGCCCAUAGUCUGCCAGCGUCCUCGUCUCGGGAUGGGAAAGUUAAGAGGUGGCGUGGUGACAGAAGUCAAAGAGGAGGAGGUUUUGACCCUGCAGUCACCAUGAAGCGGGGGCAGAGCUGUGAAUAAUUAGUGGAGCCGAGCGUGACACACGGAGAAGGACUUGUGACAAAUGUGACAAAGCAUCCUGAAGUACCCCCUCCCUUAUGCCCCCGGUCCUCCUGCCCCAAAGACGAUAACAGUAUUUUCUAUGGAGAAAAAGCCAUACAUGUCUUAGGAUGCGCUAGAUAACGUUCACUACACACACACACAUAUACACACACACACACACACAUACACACACAUAGAGGGAAAGUCGCUCAUGCUGUCCACAUGCCUUCACACAAAUGCACAGAUGCACUCCACAUGCACUAAAAUCCCACUCCCUUAGAGAAAAUUUCUUUUGCAAAUAUUUACUGUGGCUUAUGCAGUCUUUCACGAUUAAUAGCACUAUGAAAAAAUGCCAAUACUUAGAUUUCGCUUUGCAGUGUAGCAACAAAACUGCAAGACUACAGGGCAAAAGGACAUUAUGAGGAGGCACAGAAAUUCUAGACUGUAAGGCGAAAGGUCUAUUUGAAUAUAUUCCAAGGGCUAUACAAGCGUCAUCAUAAGCUGAAUAAUUACAAUCUAACAAGUCCAUGCUUGAUUCUCAAUCGGUGUCAUAACAGCCAUUAAACAUUCACAUACUGAUUUUUUUAAAAACUAAAAUAUGUAGUAAAACAAUCAAGAUUAAUAUGCAAAAGUCCAAAGCUAAAGCUGUUUUGAAAUUUAAAAAAAAAAAAAAAAAAAAAAAGUCUCUCUUGUGUAAAGAAAGCUUGCACGUGAAGCUCCCAUGUCAUAAAGUCACUAUUUUAGGCAUUGUGGUGUAGAAUUAAGACAAUAUUGAUGAGCAAUUACCUUUUGUGCAAUGGUUCAGGAGUGCGGCAGGAUGAAAAAUACAUCGUGCAUUUUAGGGGAACAAUUUCAGUCCUAGAGCCUGCUGGUAAUGGAUUUGACUGAGGUGCAUCCGUAGUAAUUGCUGUCAUUUAUGUUAUCUCCAGAGCAGCUGUCCAAAUGUCUGUUUUUACUCACAAUGAAGCAAAACCAGCCCUUUGUGAACCGACACUUAUCUACUCUUCCCAGAAAUAAUAAAAGCAUUUUAUAAAAGUGUGUUGCAAAGGUUUAGUUUUUGACAAGCCAGUCAUUUUACAUUAUGGUGCUUUAUUUCUACAAAGCCAGGCAAAACAUAACGUGUACAGUAACUUGGUCCAUAUAAUCUACUAAGUGUGGGCACACACAUAUUCUGUAAAGUUGAAAUAAUCUAAAAUGAAGUGUUACUCUUGCAGUGCUUAGCAACCGGCUAAUGUAUCAAAAAUCAGGCAGAUGUGUACAGGUAUUAACAACGUAAACUCACUCUAUUUAGCUGUUGUACAGAAGAUGUUUUGAAGUACAUGUCAAUGAAUGCUUGAUGAGCAACUGUUGGUAUGAUCACCAUUCUUGAUUCCCUUUUUUUUUUUUUUUUUUUUUUUUAUAUUCUGGCCAAGUACUACUAUUUUAGCAGGCCAAGUCAUCUGGACCAUUAGCUUGUCUCACACUCCAGUGAUUUCUGGGUAGUUGUGGAACACUACAAAUGAUGCUACUGAAAAACGAACGAGAACAGCGGGGGCGUGUGAUGAUUUUUUUUUUUUUUUUUUUUUUUUUUUUUGUGCCCUGUGAGUGUGUAUUUACAUGUGUGUAUGCGUGAGAGAGUUAAGUUUGUAAGUGUGCGUAUUUUCUUUUCUCCCUGGCAAGCAUGUGUGUAGUUGAUCUGCUCUUUCAGUGUGGGUAUUAUGCAUUUUAUGUUAUAGGAUUAGCCAUAUCCUAUUUCCACAUUUAGAUUUGCACAGAGGACAUACAAUGUGAAAUGAGGCAUUAGUGCAGCUAGCAGGAAUUUUCUGUUUUGAUAAGCAACUGUGAUGAUGCGGGAAAAGACUUUUCUGCAUGGUCACCCAGCCUAAAGUUAGACAACAUGACAUCAUUUAGCACAGCAGGGGUGGUUUACUGUAUUUGUGGCCUCAGCUCUCAAGAUGAUGAUGAUGAUGAUGAUGAUGAUGAUGAUGAUGGUGCUGUGCUACAGUAUGAUGUCUCUUCUGUGGUGGCAGAUUGGUAUACAAAGAGAUGGAAGUGGCAGCAUCCCAACCGUCAUUAUCAGAAAAGCCUCGUUUUUUUUUUUGACAUCCGUCUUUGUUGUGCAUCAUUGUGUUCAACCUGUGAAGGACCCUUAAGCUAAUCUCUCACAGUUUCUUUCUUUCGUCCCCUUUUUUUUUUUUUUUUUUUUUGUUUUUGGUCCUUUUUAAGGAAUAAAACCUGUCUAAAGGUUCAUAGGAUGAAUGGGAAAGUAUUUUUGAGAGAAUUAUAUUUUGCUGGAAAAAAAAUAUUUAAGUACUUUGUCUAAAAAUGAUAUCCUUUUUGUAAAAUGAAAUGUUAAUGCAUGCUUUUUGACGAGAUGUUUACAUUGUAUUUAAAAAAGGGAAACUUGUGCCUUUUUAUCUCACCUGAUUUACAAUUUUACAGUAUAUAUUGUAAAUAAUACAGCAAGUCCUUAUGUUGAGUAUAGUAUAAAACGUUUCUACUUUAACCAUCUCGUUGGAAUAUUGGAAAAAUGUGCGUUUCCCACUCGCCAUGUUCUGUGUGUUGGAUCACAGAGAAGAAUUUUACAGUAAGGGUUGGCGCCACAACGGGCCAAAUGGAGAAAUGAAUGUAACAUACAUUGUGAGAGACUUAUGGAACUUACUACCUGAAUGUUAGAGAGAGUACUUUUACUAUCUUCUUAUUAAGUAAAGUUAUAUGAUUUUGCAUUUGUUUUUUACUUUUUGCAUUAUUGUUCACGUGGCUCAAACAAAAGAAAAAUACAAUAAUCAUAAAAUAUUUCUUAUUUUGUAACAAGAUGUAUCAAGUGAUGGAUCCUUGAGUUGUUGCUGUUGAAAUCAUUUCCUAACCCAUGAUGGUAUUAUUGAUGAGCACCACAAUAAAAAAAAAAAAAGAAAAAAAGAAAAAAAAAAAAGAAACCACAAACUAUCAAAACUGGGAUAUAUGGAGAAAAAAAAGUGAAAUAAAAACAUGGAUGUAGACCCGAAGUUCAGCUCUCUGCAGAAAUUGCACUAAGAAAACUAGUUCCAGGCAUAAUUUGAUCCAAAGAAUGGUACUGUAGAGAAUAUUAAGAGAAAUGGACAGUGGAAUCAUAAUAAUAAAAGUUUCAUUUGGCCUUGUAAUAAUACAAUAUGUAAAAACAACACAUUAUGUAAUAACUUGACAAAAUGUUAUACGUUUUCACCUCAUUAUGUAAUAGCAAUUACAUUUUGUAAUAUUCAACAGCCUGAGUGCAAUAAGUAAUAAAUCAUUACAUAUUGCAGUGGUUAUCCCUAGUUGCACUAUUCUCCACUGUAGCAGGUGCAUUUUGAGUACACUGAAGUGUUAAGAUGUUAACAGACUAUUGCAGUAGUCGACUAUCCUAGAAAUAAACAUACAAAUUAAGUUUGUAAGGUCAGCAUCUGAAAAUGUAGUUCCUGAGUGUGGCUGUAUUUGUACGGUAAAUGUGAGGAAAAAAGUUGUUCUUGCUACUGAAUUUAUGUGCCUAUUUAUGCUAAAAUCAGACUGUAUCAUCUAUCAAAAUUAAAGUUUCAGUAUGUAA